Messenger RNA from Eriocheir sinensis (Chinese mitten crab), 533 nucleotides. It is a transcript of the gene Tim10, whose product is annotated as mitochondrial import inner membrane translocase subunit Tim10-like. The transcript has 3 exons. The coding region runs from base 168 to 458 and encodes 96 amino acids. Gene Ontology annotation, biological process: protein insertion into mitochondrial inner membrane. The record is from RefSeq and is a predicted model, not a curated record. NCBI's taxonomy places the organism in Eukaryota, Metazoa, Arthropoda, Malacostraca, Decapoda, Varunidae. Gene Ontology annotation, cellular component: mitochondrial inner membrane.
CAGGCAGGCGGUGGAGCAGCAGCGGCGGGAGUCCAUGAAAGUCCGCGAGCGCAUCAGGAACGCCAACACCGGGGACUACGAACCAAAGCGGACUUUCACUGGAUAGACGGACCAUAGCGGACUGACCGAGUGUUUGUUUGUUUGUUUGGCAACACCAACUCGGCACAAUGGCAGCCCUUCCGUCCCUCAACGAUGACCAGAUGAAGUUGGUGCAGGACCUGGAGAUAGAGAUGCUGUCAGACAUGUACACCAGGAUGACCAACGCCUGCCACACCAAAUGCAUACCCACCAAGUACAAGGAUGCGGAGGUUGGGAAGGGGGAGGCCGUCUGUAUAGAUAGAUGUGUCGCCAAGUACUGGGAGAUCCAUGAACGUGUGGGGAAGAAGCUGCAGAAGAUGUCCUCGGCGGAUGAAGAGGCGCUAAAGAAGAUUGCAGCCGAGCAGGAACAAGUGCAGUAAAGUAAUGUAGAUGAGUUGCAAAAGCUUAAGAUGUACACAAGUUAGAUAGGAGAGUUUAUAAAGAGUAACAAUGAG